Messenger RNA from Nothobranchius furzeri (turquoise killifish), 3142 nucleotides. RefSeq names its product integrin, beta 6 (gene itgb6). Gene Ontology annotation, molecular function: integrin binding. Lineage: Eukaryota; Metazoa; Chordata; Actinopteri; Cyprinodontiformes; Nothobranchiidae. Gene Ontology annotation, cellular component: cell surface; focal adhesion; integrin alphav-beta6 complex. Gene Ontology annotation, biological process: cell migration; integrin-mediated signaling pathway; cell adhesion mediated by integrin. The record is from RefSeq and is a predicted model, not a curated record.
ACACACACACACACACACACACACACACAAAGGCACACAUGAGCCAGGGAGCAUGGGCAGCAGGGUCACCCCAGCGCCAUGCUUCAUAAAGAGCGCUGUUACAAUAGGUUUACUGUUACUCUGACGAUAGCUGGGAUACAAUGAGACUAACGGUGCUGGCCUGAUUUCUGUCCAUUUUUUACUUGGCUGCGAGAGAGAAAGACUGAGACUGGACAGCAUGUUAUCAGCGGACAGCAAUGGAGUAACCUCACGGACUCAUGUGGUUUCUACUGCUGAUCCCGGUUCUCCGGUGCUGGAUCAACACCGUGGAGGGAUCAUGUAUAACCAGGAGCUCUGUGACCUGUGAUGAGUGUCUGCAGCUCAGUCCUCACUGUGCCUGGUGCACACAGGAGAAUUUUACAAACUGGUUUUCAGCGACAGAGCGAUGUGACACGCUGGAUAAGCUGCUGGAGAAAGGGUGUGCCCGUGAACGUCUCCUGUUCCCCAUUUCUGAAGCCCAAAUUAUCCAAGACUGGCCACUUGGGAAGAAGACGACAAACACAAACAGCACUCAGAUUUCCCCGCAAAAAAUAUCUGUCAAGCUUCGACCGGGGAGUGAGGUGACUUUCCAGGUUCAAGUUCAACACACAGAAGACUAUCCUGUGGACAUCUACUACCUGAUGGACCUGUCAGCAUCCAUGAUCGAUGAUCUUAAGACGAUCAAAGACCUGGGUUCUUCUCUGGCUAAAGAGAUGGCCCACCUCACCAGUAAUUUUCGAAUGGGCUUCGGCUCUUUUGUGGAGAAGCCUGUCCUUCCUUUCAUCAAAAUCUCAGAGAAAGAUUUGGCCAACCCCUGCAGUGACUCGUCAUUGGUUUGCCAGCCAACGUUUGGAUACAAACACAGCUUGUCUCUGACAAGCAGAACGGAUAAGUUUAACCAGAUCAUUGCUAAGCAGCUUGUGACUGCAAACGUUGAUAUUCCUGAAUGUGGCUUUGACGCCAUCAUGCAAGCAUCUGUUUGUGGGGACAAGAUCGGCUGGAGGAACAAUUCAAUGCGUCUGCUGGUGUUUGUUAGUGAUGCUGAUUCACACUUUGGAAUGGACAGUAGGAUGGCUGGAAUUGUGAUUCCUAAUGAUGGGAAGUGUCACCUGGAUGUUAACAACGAAUACUCCAUGUCCACAGUGCAGGAGUAUCCAACACUCGGCCAGCUGAUUGAUAAAGUGGUAGAAAACAACAUCCUGCUGAUAUUUGCUGUGACAGAAAAGCAGAUAAAAAAUUACAAGAACUAUGCGGAUCUCAUACCUGGUGCUACCGUUGGAGUCCUGGAGGCAGACUCGAAGAACAUCCUGGAACUGAUCGUGACAGCAUACAAAGAACUGCGAUCUGAGAUUGAACUGGAGGCUCUUGGAGACACAGAGGAGCUGCGCAUGUCCUUCACAACCAUUUGUCCAAACGGUACCGUGUUUCCUGAUCUAAAGCACUGCUCCAACAUCAAACCAGGAGAGACGGUGGUGUUUAACGUGUCCAUAGAGCUACCCAGAUGUCUGUCAGGAGUUCGGCACUAUAUCCUCAAGCCGGUGGGACUGCAGGACAGCUUGGAGGUAGAAGUGGAGUCGCUUUGCUCCUGUGACUGCCAGGAACCUCCUACAUCUGACAGCAGCCAGUGCUCCGAGGGCCAAGGAGUGUUCCACUGUGGCAUGUGUGUGUGUCACCCAGGCUUUCUGGGAGCCCAGUGUGAAUGCAAUGAGGAGAGUGUAUUGUUGAGUAAGUGCCUCGCGACCAAUGACUCUGAGUUAUGCAGUGGUCAGGGGGACUGCUAUUGCGGGAAGUGUGUGUGUCAUGCAUCCAGCUUUGGUCGCAUCUAUGGACCUUACUGCGAGUGCGACAAUUACUCCUGUGUUCGUUUCCGCGGGGAACUCUGUGGAGGUCACGGCGUGUGCAGCUGCGGGGAGUGUCACUGUGAAAGCGGCUGGACGGGGGAAUACUGCAACUGCAGCAACAGCACUGACACGUGCAAGUCUGAGGAUGGCAGCCUCUGCAGCGGCAGGGGCACAUGCAAGUGUGGCCAGUGUGUGUGCUCGGUUCCUGGAGCUUCUGGGGAGAAAUGUGAAAAGUGCCCCACAUGUGGAGAGUCCUGUGCCUUUGCACAGUCUUGUGUGGAGUGCCAUGUUCAAAAAACUGAUAAUACUGAGUCGUGUGAUCAAAAGUGCAGCGCUGCUAAAGUUUCCAUCAACAGAACAGCAGAACAUGACAAAAGCUCUUCCAUACCGUGCAUAGUGAUGACUGAAAAUCAGUGCUGGGUGUCCUUUAAUGUAGGUGAAAGUGAGAUGGGGACCACCGUCUAUGGUCUUCAGAUGUACGGAUGCCAUGAGAAUCCCAAAAUUAUGGGAAUUAUUCUGGGUGUCACCCUUUCUGUUGUGUUAAUUGGUGUGUUACUGCUGGUGGUGUGGAAGGUGCUGGUGUCGGUCCAUGACCAGAAGGAAGUGGCCCGGUUUGAGGCGGAGCGGGCUAAGGCAAGAUGGCAAUCAGGGACCAACCCUCUGUUCAGGAGCCCAACAUCGACAUUUAAAAAUGUAACUUAUAAGAACACGAACAAAGUAAAAAUUAUAACGGUGAAUCACUACUGAUUAUGACUGGAAGGCAAUGCAAAAAUUAUCCGAGUGCACUUGAAUGAGUGUGUGUGUGUGUGUGUGUGUGUGUGUGUGUGUGUGUGUGUGUGUGUGUGUGCGUGUGUGUGUGUGUGUGUGUGUGUGUGUGUGUGUGUGUGCGUGCGUGCGUGCGUGCGUGAGAUUUUUGUUUGAAUCUCUGUGUUAGUUCAGACUUUCAACACAGAGCUGUGAAGAGAAAAACAUAAAUUAAUGAAUUUUCUGCUAUAAAAGUGCACUGCUGGUUUUCUACUGUAAGAAAUGUCACCCCUGCGUGACUCAAAACAACGGUUUGUGUCCUGUGAUAUCCAACAUGGAAAGGAUCAAUUGAAACAAGUGGAUGACUACUGAAAGAAAAAUAAGAUUUAUUCACAUGUAAAUAUAUGUAUUUUAUGUUUCACUUAUUAUUAUUUGUGUUUGUUUUAUUGAAAAGAGGCUGAGCCUUUAAUGAAAGAAUAUGUUGUGUUUUAUUGGUGAAUGACACAAAACUAAAAAAUAAAAUGUCCAUUGUGAAAUGA